CUUUUCUUCUUCGCCGUCUGCUCUUCUUCUUCAUUUCUUUGUAAACUUUGAAAAAAAUCCUCUGCGCAGUCCACUCCUAAUCUCCUCUUUACCUUUUCCUUUCAGCAUUUAACCCACCCAAGAUUUCUUCUUCCGGAUACUGGCUUGACUUUGUUCUAAUUAUAGUUUCUGCUCGUGUUCGAUGACCUUUGAGGGAAAAGAAGAACUGGGUUUGACUUUUGUGGGUGUUCUUGUAAGAAUAAACUGCUUCUCUCAUACUCCCAAAGAUCACAUGUCACAUUUCACGCAAGUUUUCUCUUGAGCUUUAUAGUUUUUGUUGUUUAAAAUUCACGAGUUUUGAUGCUAAGUGAUCUACUUUAAGCGUGUUUAUGUUGGGGGUCAUUUAUAUCUUCAUUUGCUGGAAAUAGAUUCUGACUGCAAUUAGGUAGUCUUUUGAUGAAGGAGACAUCGAUUUCUUCAAACUUGCCAUUUUCUUUUACCAAUUUGAUGAGUUGGAUUUGAUCCUAACUCUCAGCAACCGCUACUUAGUUGAAGCUUUACUUGCAAUGUUGUGCCUGGAGUUUGACCUUCUAAUUUUUGUACUCGCUGGAUUGAUUGGUCAAAGAAUUCUGAAGUAACAAUUAUGGAGGCAUCUGGGUUUCUGGAUAAUGGCAUCUUUGGUAGUGUGGAGAGCUCAUUAAAUCUCUGUUUCCAGUCUUGUGUUUUAUGUUGGCAAAGUUGCGUGGUUACUUGGUUUUUCUUGUUGCUGGGAAAAACAGGUUCUCACUUGGUUUACUCCCAUCUCAAUGGUUCUUACCAUGUAAAGAUGAUAUUUCUUUUAAGGGCAUUUGAGAUUAUAUGAAUUGGGAGUUUGCCUCAGGUUCUAGGGAGCACUUGGUAGUUACAUUGGCGCUCUGGUGAACUUCAGUUUACUGAUUAAAUUUGUGUGCCACUGCCAAUCUGUGUUUUGAGUGGUAUGGACGUCCUGCAAGUCAUUUCUUCAGCUACCCAAAUAAUUUCAUGUAUGGUAGGGGCUGUUGGUGCCCUAGAGCAAGCAUCUAGGGAUCUUGAUGAAGCUCCAAAAAAAAUCCAAUACAUAGAAGAAUUUUUGAGAGAUCUCGAAAAUUUAGUACGGCUAACUAAGAAUAAACAAGGCCAUAAGCUUCAUAACCCACAGUUGAAUUACCAAAUUCAAAGUUUGAAUACCUUGAUAAAACAGCUGCGCACGAAUCUAACAAAGGCUAGAAGGACUAUUUCGAAGAGUAAAAUUAAAAAUGUAGCUAAGGUAGUAUGGAGUUCUAUGGCUGGAGACCCACUCACAAAGUUUAUAAACUCAAUGAGGAAUGACUUGGAUUGGUGGCUUGAAUCUCAAACAUUGGCCCAAAAUAUAGGUAAAGUGAUAGAGUCAACAGCAAAAGAUACGCCUAUUAAAUGGAAAAUAAAAACUGAUCAGGGCUAUCCACUUUCUAGUAAAUGUAAGUUGGUGAGGAAUCUACUGGAAAAAGAAGAUUCUCAUCGGGUUGUUCUAAUUGUUGGACUAUCUGGUAUUGGGAAGUCAUGUUUGGCUCGUCAAGUGGCUUCUGAUCUGCCAAUGAAAUUUGUGGAUGGUGCAGUUGAACUUGGAUUUGGGCAAGCAUGCUGUCGAGCUGCUUGCAAUGGAAGCAAAGCUGAGUAUGAAAAACGUUUAGCAAGAAAAAUCAGUAGAUUUCUUGUACAGAUUGGAUUUUGGAAAAACACUAAAGAUGAAAACAGUGGAGAUCUUGAAUAUGUUUGUUUUAAGCUUCAAGAAGCCUUGUAUGGAAAGAGCAUUUUAAUCCUUCUUGAUGAUGUAUGGGAGCAGGACAUAGUCCAACGGUUUGCAAAUCUGUAUGAUAAUGAUUCCAAGUAUCUAGUAACAACAAGAAAUGAAGCUGUCUAUGAAAUUACCGAGGCUGAGAAAGUUGAAUUAAGCAAAGAUGACACUAAGGAGAUAAGCAAGGCAAUCCUACUCUACCAUAGCCUCCUUGGUGAAGAAGAACUUCCGGAUAUGGCAAGUAAUUUGCUUGAAAGAUGUGGGCACCACCCUCUAACAGUUGCUGUUAUGGGUAAGGCUCUGAGGAAAGAAACAAGAGCUGAGAAAUGGGAGAAGGCCAUCUCCAACCUAUCUACUUACGCAGCAUGUGCACCGGGUCCUGUUUCCUAUGUGAAUGAGAAAGAAGCAGAGAACACGUUGACCAUAUUUGGUUCAUUUGAGUUCAGUCUAGAAGCUAUGCUCGGAGAGUCUAGAAAAUUCUUCAUAGCUCUUGCUGCUCUAUGCUGGGUAGAACCUGUACCUGAAUCUUGUCUAGAGUCCAUUUGGUCAGUGCUUGGAGAGGAGAGCUUGUUCCCUCUUGUAGUGUGCAAGCUUGUUGAAGGCUCCUUGCUGAUGAAAACUGAUACAGACCCCUUGUAUAAAGUACAUGACAUGGUUUCUCUGUACCUUGAUGGCAAGAUAGAUAAUUCAGUUGAAAUUCUGCUAAGUGAACCUACAUCUGGAGGCACAGCAUUUAUUUGUCCAUGGCUUCUUAUUUUUGGGAAAGAGAGCAUAAAGAAAAUUGUUCAGAAAAGGAUAGAGUUUCUCCUUGAUGUUUCAGAAGAAGAGCUAGUUGUUAUCACUUUGGAAGCCAUUGUCGAGGCCCUAAUGGCUAGCAAAUCCAUUUCUGAGCUUGAAGCUAGCAGAGCAAGCUUUAGUAGCAUAAUUGGACCAACAAUUGCAGACUUAAUAUCAGCUAAUUCGCAUGGUUUGAUUGCAACAUCUGCAAGUGCGAUCGCUAAUAUUUUUAGUGGGAGUGACUAUUCGAAGUAUUUUCCCUUGCUUGAAACCAGUGGUGCAGUUGAUAAGCUAGCAAAUGUGUUGGAGAUUUGUGACGAUCCAACUAUCCAAGCUAACAUCUUAACUGUCCUUGCAAAGCUUGCUGAGUUUGGAAGCCUGGAUAUUGUCGAUAAGGUGCUUCAAAGCAUUCCCUUUAACUAUCUUGGAGAGUUGCUCUCUCUUGACAGAGAGGAACUGCACGAGAGUGUCUUUACAAUAUUGACAUUAUUGAUGAAAGCCGGAAAAUCAAAAGCUGUUGAGAGAAUGUUUGCCUUUGAAAUUGAUAAGAAUUUAAUUAAACUUCUUGAGAAUGGGUCUGAAGUCGUGCAACACCAUGCAAUUGUCACUUUGAAGGCAUUUUAUGAGUUGAGUGGUCCUGCAAAUGGUUCUCUACGACCUGCAAAUCUAAGCCUUUUUCCAUGGCAAGUGAGGCUUCGUUUGGAAAGAUUUGUUCUGUCAGACAGUAAUGCAGGUCAACCCUCUCCAGAGCCACAAACUUUUGAAGGCCUCGUUCAUAAGGUGCUAGAAAGUGAUAGUAAGCGGAUCCUGGAGGCAAUGCAGGAUCUGAUACCAAUUCUUGAAAAUGCAGGGGACUCGAGAGUCAGAGAAAUGAUAAUACAAAGUCCCCUUGUGAGAAGACUGUCAGAACUUCUGCAACGUGGGCAUCUAGAACAAAACUCAAUAAGAUCCGAGUCGGCUUUUUUACUGAUGAAACUAGCAUGUUCUGGUGGCGAACCCUUCAUCAGGAAAUUUCUCGAGUAUAGUAUCAUUCCUGAGCUGGUAAAGAUGAUGCAAUGCCAAAUUGCAGAGCUGCAGGAUUCAGCAUAUACAGCACUCCACGAAAUGCUAGUCGGUAAUGGUGGAGUCCUGGUGUUGAAUAAGAUCUUUCAGAUAGGUCUCGUAGACAGAAUAGCUCAAUCACUUGACAGCAGAUCAGUAAAGACAAGGGAAGUAGCCACUAAUUGCAUAUUGGAUUUUGUUGAGCUAGGAAACAAAAGCAGUUUAGAGAAGAUGUUUUCUUUGCAAGUGGUGGAGAAGCUAGUGAAACAGGAAAAAGCCAGUGGGGGUUCUGGAGAAACUAUGGUUGGAUUCCUCAAGGGAAUGGAUAAAUGUAAGCAUCUUACUGUGCCGGAACGGAGGCUGAUGAAGCAACAAGCAGUGAAGAAGAUUAGGACAGCAUUGAAAGGCCACAAGUUUGAAACUCGUAUAUUAGUAGCCGUUGAUGCUUGUGUGUACGAAAACUCAAAAGGUAGUAGUAGUGGUGGCAAUAAUAGAUAUAGAAAGUAAAAGUAUAUCUAAAUUAUUUUUUGUCUUUCCUCUUGAAGAAGGAAAACAGAAAAUUAUUUUUUUCUGUUAUUUUGUAUCUCAAACUUUGUGUGUGUAAUGAUUACUUUUAAUGCAUACCAUUAUGAUCAUUAAACUUAAA
This is a messenger RNA of Carica papaya (papaya), 4235 nucleotides long. RefSeq lists its product as uncharacterized. The record is from RefSeq and is a predicted model, not a curated record. NCBI's taxonomy places the organism in Eukaryota, Viridiplantae, Streptophyta, Magnoliopsida, Brassicales, Caricaceae. Gene Ontology annotation, molecular function: ADP binding.